UUGUGAUAUUAUUACAGUUAACCCUACGUUUUUUAUUAUUAAGUGUGAUGCAAGUACAAGUGGAAGCAAUAAACGUAAGCAUAAAACAUUAAAUCUUCUAGAAAAAUGGGAAAUUAUAAAAUGAAACUUCCACGGCUAUUUCUCAAGUUUAUGGUAUAGGGCAAAAGAUUAUAUAGAGAAAAAUUAUUUACCGACGAGAAGGAAGUCGCUAACUUUAUUAAAAGUUUAAGCACUAAAAUUUCAAAACAUGGCCUGACGCCUGAACAGGUUUACAAUGCCGAUGACACCGGCCUAAACUGGCGUCAAUUUCCAACAAAAACAUUUGUAACAGGGGACGACAAAAAGGUUUCUAGAAGAAAGCUACAAAAAGGAUCACUUUGAUAGUAUGCUCAAAUGGCUCUGGGAGUCGUAAGUCAAAACUUCUAGCAGUCAGCAAAAGUAAAAACCCUCGAUCUUUUAAAAACACAAAAAUUGUAAAUCUUCCAGUUGUUUAUAUGAAUCAGCACCGAGCAUGGGUGACCCAAGAAAUCUGCUUUGACUGGUUUAAAAACAACUUUGUAAAAGAGGUAAAACAACAGUUGAAGUCUAAGAAACUGCCGUUAAAGGCUCUUUUACUGCUGGACAAUGUUCCCGGACAUCCAGACUCCGAUGACUUGAAAAUUAAAACAACUAAGAAGUUAGAAGAUCAAGAAAAGGCUAUGACUGAAUCGAUUUGUAAUAGACCAUGUAAUGGUGGACGAUGUAUUAAACCAAAUAUGUGUUUAUGUGACGAGGGAUCUAUACGUCCGGCAUGUUUGCCUGACGACUUCAGAGAUUUCACGGUUACAAAGUCGAUGGAAGAUCAGCCCUCAGAAGGGUUCGAAAAAUCUUCAAAUAAAAGCACAUCGACUACUGCAAUAUUAAGUAGCGUUAAUACAGAUGUCAGAAGUCAGACAUGUAAGUUCCAUUGUUUAAAUGGCGGAUCUUGCCAAGGAACGACUUGCCUUUGUCGGUAUGGUUAUACUGGUGAAACGUGCGCAAACCCUAUUUGUAGAGAUGGUUGUUUAAAUGGUGGUCGAUGUAUUGGACCAGAUAGGUGUGCAUGCGUAUAUGGCUAUGCUGGAAGGAGGUGUGAAGCCGAUUAUCGAAUUGGUCCAUGUUAUACUAGAGUAGUAAAUGACAUGUGUCAAGGGCAAUUAGAAGGAGUUGUAUGUACUAAACAAUUAUGUUGUGCUACUAUUGGUCUUGCAUGGGGUCACCCAUGUGAACAAUGUUCACUAAGUUAUGACUGUGAUUUAGGGUUCUUAAAAAAUGUGCAUUCGAAUCAGUGCAUAGAUAUUGAUGAAUGUGAAGCCAUACCAGGUAUUUGUAAAGGAGGAGCUUGUGUAAAUACAAUUGGAUCAUUUAAAUGUAUAUGUUCUGAAGGACGAAUUCAUAAUUCAGUAACAAAUAUGUGUGAUGAUGAGAAUGAGUGUAAAAAGGGAGAUCCAAACAUUUGUCAAAAUGGAUACUGUGUUAAUACUGAUAGCUCAUAUUACUGUAUAUGCAAACAAGGUUUUGUACCUACCAACGAUCGAAAAGGAUGUAUUGAUACUCAACAAGGUAAUUGCUAUACUAAAAUUUCUCCAGAUCAAGAAUGUACAAGUCCUUUGCCAAUUAAACUUUCGAAAAAAGAUUGCUGCUGUGGAAAAGAUAUGGGAAAAGGCUGGGGAAAUUUAUGUGAACAGUGUCCAACUCAAGGAAUGAUUGAACAUAAUAAAUUAUGUUUGGGUGGUAAAUUUAAUCAUACAGUUUUAAAUUUGGUUGACGAAUGCGCUUUAAGGCCUGAAAUUUGUGGUAAUGGAGGAAAAUGCAUUGAUACAGUGGAUGGUUAUGCUUGUGAAUGCCAUCCUGGUUUCUCAAAGAGUCGUCAUGAAGACUCGCAAGUGUGUGAAGAUAUAAAUGAAUGUCUACAACAAGGUAUUUGCAAUAAUGGUCAAUGUAAUAACACACCAGGUAGUUUUAUUUGCUCAUGCCCUUCGGGAUAUGACUUAGCAUCCGAUGGGAAACGUUGCAUAGAUCAUAACGAAUGUGAGCAAAAUGGUAUGUGUGCGAAUGGAAUAUGUAUUAAUAUACAGGGAUCAUUUCAGUGUAAGUGCAAAACAGGAUUUGUCAUGUCACAAACUGGACAUUCCUGUACAGACAUUGAUGAAUGCUAUGAAAAUCCAAGAAUUUGUUUGAAUGGAAGAUGUAGAAAUACACCCGGAUCUUAUUUAUGUGAGUGUCAAGUUGGAUACAAUGUGUCACCUGAUGGUGCUUUUUGUGCAGACAUCAAUGAAUGCGAAAGAAGGCCAGAACUCUGCAAGAACGGAAAAUGUGCCAAUACCGAUGGAUCAUAUAAGUGUCUUUGUGAUUCUGGUUAUCGUUUAUCACCUGAUCGUCAAAGUUGUAUAGAUAUUGAUGAAUGUUCAAAUAAUAUAAACCCUUGUCAGAGUGGUAAAUGUGUUAAUACAGCUGGCAGUUUUCGCUGUGAAUGUCAAAACGGCUUUUAUUUAGGACCAGAUGGACGUACAUGUUUAGAUAAUCUCCGUGAUUUAUGUUUCGCCAGUAUUCAACAAGGUACAUGUGUACAACCAUUAAGUACACCAAUAACGAAAUCAAGUUGUUGUUGUUCACAAUGUAUGGCGGGCAAUAAACUAGGAUGGGGUUCUCCAUGUUCAAAAUGUCCAUUAUCAGAUAAUCCUGAAUUUAAUAUACUUUGCCCUCAAGGAUAUGGAAUGACAUUCAAUGGAGAUGAUAUAAAUGAAUGUGCGCAAAACCCGGCUAUUUGUUUGAAUGGAGCUUGUGAAAAUAUCAUUGGAAAUUAUCGAUGCAUUUGUAAUGCAGGUUAUGAAGUGGAUGACACUGGUAAAUUGUGUAGAGAUAUAAAUGAGUGUGAAAUAGAUGAAACAAUAUGUAAUGGAGGACAAUGUCGUAAUACACCCGGAAGUUUUCAAUGUACUUGUCCAUUGGGGACAGUAUUAAAUACAAAAAGUCAAGCCUGUGAAGAUGUCGAUGAAUGCGUAGAAUUGGGUCAAAAUGCUUGUUUAGCUGGGCAAUGUAUAAACACAGUGGGUUCUUUUGAAUGUGAAUGCGCACCAGGAACCAUACUAGACAGUACUGGAAGAGUUUGUUUAGAUAACCGCCGUGGUUCAUGUUGGACUCGUAUAAUUGCUGGUAGGUGUGAAAAUAAUUUAGUUCAACUAACAAAAAAAUCAGAUUGCUGUUGUUCAAUUGGAUUGGCUUGGGGUAGUCCAUGUGAGCUAUGUAAAUUAGAAGACUGUGGUGAAUGUAACAAAGGAUUCAUGGGUGUAGGAAAAAUCUGUCACGAUAUAAAUGAAUGUGAAUUAAGUCCUGGAGUUUGUCGAGGCGGAGGAAUUUGUGUCAAUACGGAAGGAUCAUUUACAUGUAUUUGUCCUCCAGGCUUAACCUUAGAUACAACUGGUACUGUUUGUUUGGAUGUUAGAGAAGAAAAGUGUUACACUGAUUAUAAACAUGGAACUGGAGUUAAUUCGAUUGAUGGAUUAUAUUCUCGAGGUACUUGUUGUUGUUCUGGAAUAGGUAGAGCUUGGGGAGGAGGAACAGAAGGGGCUAUAACUAAAAGUGAAAGUUGUCCAAGACGUGGUAGUCCAGAGUUUAUUGAUUUAUGCCCUAAAGGUCCAGGAUUUUUUGAUCGUAAAGAUAUUAAUGAAUGCAUUGAAUUUCCUGGAAUAUGUAGCAAUGGUAGAUGCAAAAAUACUAUGGGAGGAUUUACAUGUAAAUGUAGCCAAGGAUAUGCUUUAGAUGAUACUGGUAUUCGUUGCAUUGACAUUGAUGAAUGCAAUAUAAUGCAUGGUGUUUGUGGAGAUGGCGAAUGUCAAAAUAUUCCUGGUAGUUUUAUAUGUAAAUGUAAAGAAGGAUUCGAAACUUCACAACUGAUGCAAGUUUGUAUGGAUAUUGAUGAAUGCGAGAGAACCUCUGGAUUAUGUCGUGGUGGUACUUGUAAAAACACUCCGGGUAGUUUUAAGUGUGAAUGUCCGCCAGGUCAUGAGUUAUCUACUGAUAAACAAAGUUGUAAAGAUAUUGAUGAAUGUUCAAUAACUAGUGGAAUAUGUUCAAAUGGUGUAUGUGAAAAUAUGAUGGGAACUUACCAAUGUGUUUGUGAUGAAGGUUAUAGACAAACUGAUCAAAAGUUUUACUGUGAAGAUAUUGACGAGUGUCUAAUCAAUAAUGGCGGUUGCUCAUCAGUUUGUAUCAAUAUGCCUGGUAGCUUUAUGUGUUCUUGUAGGGCUGGAUAUAUGUUGUUAGGCGAUAAACGAACAUGUGCCGACAUCAAUGAAUGUGAUGUAAAUCCAAGAGUAUGUAAUGGUGGUACAUGCAAUAAUACUUUAGGAAGUUUCAUAUGUUCAUGUUCUGGAGGAUUAUUAAUAGGGCCCAAUGGAUCAUCAUGUUUAGAUAUUAACGAGUGCGAAAAAAAGGAUGUAUGUGGUAAUGGAUUAUGUAGUAAUACAAUAGGAUCGUUUACAUGUCGUUGUGAAGAAGGAUAUUCAGUCAAAUUAGAUUCCGAACCAACAUGUACAGAUGACGACGAAUGCGAAAUGGGUACUCAUAAGUGCGAUAUAAAUGCAGCUUGUAUAAACAAUCCAGGGUCAUACAGUUGUAGAUGUCAAGAUGGUUUUACUGGUAAUGGUUAUAACUGUAUGGAUAUAAAUGAAUGUUUAACAAAUAAUGGUGGCUGUGAUCAAAAUGCACAGUGUCAAAAUGAAGAUGGAACAUUUAAAUGUGUUUGUGAUGAUGGUUUUCGUGGUGAUGGAUAUAUAUGUACAGAUAUCGAUGAAUGUUUAGAAGAUUCAACAUUGUGUGAAAAUGGUCAUUGCCUUAACUAUCCAGGUUCAUAUCGAUGUGAAUGUGAAAUGGGUUUUAUUAAUCCUGAUGACAAAAAUGAAAAGUCUUGUAUUGAUAUAAAUGAAUGUCAAAUAUUUAAUAAUCUAUGUGUUUUUGGAAUUUGUGAAAAUAUAUUUGGUACGUUUAGAUGUGAAUGCAAUAAUGGAUAUACUUUGGACAGUACUGGUGGUAAUUGUACAGACGUAAAUGAAUGUGAAAGUCCACAAGUAUGUUUAUAUGGCAAUUGUGUAAAUAAUGAAGGAAAUUACACUUGUUUAUGUCCUUCAAAUUAUGAAUUAGUAGCCUCCGGAAACGCUUGUGUUGACAAAAGAGAAGGAAGGUGCUAUAUGGAAGUAGAAGAUAGAGGUGGUCGAAGACGCUGUCACCACGAAAUGGGUUCUUCUGUGACAAAAGCUACUUGUUGUUGCUCUGUUGGUAAAGCAUGGGGAGCAAAGUGUGAAUUGUGCCCUAGUUUUGAUAGUGAGGAAUAUAAAACUCUUUGUCCAGGAGGAACAGGAUAUAGACCUAAUCCUUCUACAGUAAUUAUAGAAGACGUAAAUGAAUGUGAAGAACACCACAAUUUAUGCAAAAAUGGUCACUGCACCAAUACAUUUGGUAGUUACAUGUGUCUGUGUAAUGAAGGCUACCGUUUAGAUAAUACCAGUACAAUUUGUUAUGAUAUAAAUGAAUGUGAAGAAAAGCUAAGUAUUUGUGAUGUUGGACAAUGUAUAAAUGAAAUCGGUACAUAUCAUUGUGUUUGUCCUGACGGAUUCAUGCUUUUAUCAAAUGGAAAGGAAUGUGUAGACAUGCGAAAAGAAAACUGUUUCUUAAAUUAUACAAGUGACCAAUGUACGGCUCCCAUGACAAAUAUUCAAACCAGAAUGAUCUGUUGUUGUUCUAUGGGACAAGCUUGGGGCUCGCCUUGUCAACCAUGUCCAGGACCUAGUACAAAGGAAUAUGUAUUAUUAUGUGGAACAAGACCUGGCUUAAUAAUAAAUCCAAUGACCAAUCAAUCAGAAGAAAUAGACGAAUGUGCUCUUAUGUCUAAUAUGUGCAUUCAUGGCGUUUGUAUAAAUACACCAGGGAGUUUUCACUGUUCCUGUAAUAGUGGAUAUGUGUAUGAUGUAAAUUCUCAUCAAUGCAUAGACGAUAAUGAAUGUUUACGGAUACCUCCACCAUGUCGUGGCAUUGCUCAAUGCGUAAAUGUUCCUGGAACUUUUGAAUGUCAUUGUCCAGAAGGAUACAAACUUGGACCAACAGCGAGAGAAUGCAUUGAUAUUGACGAAUGUUACGAACGUGAUGGAAUUUGUCAAAAUGGAGAAUGUUCAAAUUUAGACGGAAGUUUUCAAUGUAGUUGUCAUAAUGGCUAUGGUUUGACAACUAAUCACGAUUCUUGUAUAGAUGUAGAUGAAUGCAAAAGACAUCCUAAUGUCUGUAAUAACGGUACCUGUUUGAAUACUAUUGGCUCAUUCAAAUGUAAUUGUUUCGAAGGAUUCAAAUUAAGUCGUAAUAAUGAUUGCAUCGAUAUAGAUGAAUGUAGAAUGAUGCCAUUUUUAUGUCGAAACGGUCGCUGCCGAAAUACAAUCGGCAGAUUUAGUUGUGAAUGUACAUCAGGAUAUAUUUUAUCUCUAGAUGGACAACAUUGUAGAGAUAUUGACGAGUGUACAGAAAUAUCUGGUACUUGUACUUCACCAGGAAGAUGUCAAAAUCUCAUGGGUUCAUUUUUGUGUUCAUGUCCUCUAGGAUACCGAUUAUCAGCAGCUAAAAAUUCAUGUCUUGAUGUGAAUGAAUGUAAAGAACUUCCUGGAAUAUGUGAUGGGGGGACAUGUAUCAAUUCAGACGGCGGAGUAAUAUGCGAUUGUCCUGAUGGUUUCGUACUCAGCUCAUCUGGAAUGAAAUGUAUUGAUACUAGACAAGACUACUGUUACGAUUCGUUUUUAACAGGUAAUUGUUUGGCCCCAAGAAGACAGAAAAUUACUGAAAAGGAGUGCUGCUGUUCAGCAGGUUCUGGUUGGGGUAAACUUUGUAAAGCUUGUCCUCAAUCAGGAAGUGACGCUUUUGUUAAACUUUGCCCCGAAGGUAUUGGACGAGGUGAUAAAGGUGAAGAUUUAAACGAGUGUGAUUUUAUGAACAAUCCAUGCGAUGGUGGAGAAUGUAUAAAUACUGAUGGAUCAUAUCGCUGUGAAUGUCCUGUAGGGUACAUUUUAGAUUCUACUGGAAAACAAUGCGUAGAUGAAAAUGAGUGUAAAAUAAAUGUUAACAUAUGCGGGAAUGGAACAUGUACAAAUCUUCAAGGAGGCUUUGAAUGCAUAUGUGCAGAUGGGUUUGCUCCUGGUCCUACUCAAGUUUGUGAAGACAUAAAUGAAUGUUUAGAAAUGGCUAAUCAAUGCGCUUUUCGUUGUCACAAUGUACCUGGAUCAUUUAGAUGUAUUUGUCCAUACGGUUAUGCUUUAGCUCCUGAUGGUAGACAUUGUCAAGAUGUGGACGAGUGUGUCACUCCAGCAAAUAAUUGUAAAUUUGCUUGUAAGAAUCUUAUAGGAUCAUUUUCAUGUAUUUGCCCUGAAGGCUAUAAACAAUCUAGUAGUGAUGAAUGUAAAGAUAUUAAUGAAUGCAAAGAAAAUCCAAAUAUAUGCCAAAAUGGAUUUUGUUUAAAUGUACCAGGUUCUUACAAAUGUGAUUGUUUUGAUGGUUUCAAAAGUAGUUAUGAUGGAAAACAAUGCGUAGACUCUAGAGUUGGUUUAUGUUACAAACAAUUAAUAAAUGGUAAAUGUAGCCAAGGGGAAUUGAAUAUUUCUUAUAAAACUGUAACAAAAGCUGAUUGUUGUUGUUCUAUGGCUGCGGCUUGGGGUCCCCAGUGUCAAUUAUGCCCUUCACCAUCAUCAGAACUCUUUCGAAAACUUUGUUUGGAAUCAGGUUAUACUAUAGAUGGCCAAGAUAUAAAUGAAUGUGAAAUAUUGCCAGAUUUAUGCAGAAAUGGCAAAUGUGUAAAUACGUUGGGCUCAUAUCGAUGUAUUUGCAAUAAAGCCUAUAAAGUUGAUUAUACUGGAACGCAUUGUAAUGAUGUAAAUGAGUGUCUUCUUAAUCCAACACCUUGUGAAAUGUCUUGCCAAAAUUUUGAUGGGGGUUAUUCUUGUGGAUGUACAAAUGGAUUCAUAUUAAAUCCAGAUAAUAGCACUUGUCGGGAUUUAGACGAAUGUUCAACGGGACAACAUAUUUGUCAACAAUUAUGCAUUAAUACUUAUGGAUCAUAUAAAUGUGGAUGUAAUCCUGGAUAUCGACAGUCUGGUGAUAACUGUUUAGAUAUCAAUGAAUGUCAUCAAGAUCGAAGUAUUUGUGUACCCCCAGGAAGUUGUGUAAAUACGUUGGGAAGCUAUCGAUGUACAUGUCCAAAACCUUACAAAUUAGAUCCUACUAAUAAUCGUUGUAUUGAUCCUAAGCAUAGUAAAAACAAUCAGACAGAUUGUAUCGGUCUAGAUUGUGAUACUUUUAUUGGUUGUCCAAAUCGCCUGAAUAUGCAAAACGGAACGUCUAAUCAAAAUUGUGGAUGUCCUCAAGGUUUUCAAAAACUGAGUAAUCGUGGCGAAUGCAUUGAUAUUAAUGAAUGUUUAGAGUCGCCAUGUGAUUUAAGUUUGAAUUGUAUAAAUACCAUUGGAAGUUACCAAUGCGUAUGCUUUAAUGGCCAAGUUAUUGAUCCUACGUUUCAGGGCUGUGGAAAUAGACCUCUUUUUCAACAUGGGGGAAAAAUUGGUCAAAAUGAAUUAAUUAUUGGUACAGGUGGUAAUAAUUAUAAUGGUUGUUACGGCAGUCCAUGUGCUUAUGGUUGCACGCCAAUGGGACAAAAUGCAUUUUUAUGUGGAUGCCCAGCAGGAUAUCAGCGUAUUGGCCAGGGUCAUUGUUUAUCAACCGCCAAUCCGCAUACCAGUAAUUCAUUUGUAGGCCCUCCAGAUUUAGGUGAAAUACCCACAUUUCCAAUAGAACCCGAAUUGAUCCACAAAAGUUCUGGAGGUAAAGUUAUAUCCACUGAAGGAUGUUUCUCUUGCAAGAUCAAUGGAGAAGGUAGAUUUCGUCAUAAAAGAACUGUUAACAUGACAGUCGAUAGUAACAAUUGGAAAAUUGAUUCAAAAAACAAUAGAAUAAAAUAUAAAUUCAGACAUCAUCAAGACAAUGGAAUACAUAAAACUAUUAAGAUAAAAUUAUCAAAUGCAAAACGAAAAACACAGAUACUGAAAUUGUUAUCAUCAUUAAAACAGUACAAUUAUAACUAUUUUGUCGUUCCCACGGAUCGAAAUGAAGUACUUUUUAAGAUAAAAAAAGACACUAAUAAUAAUUGGGUGUUGAAUUUCAGAAGAGCUCCAAAUAAGCCAGGAAAUUAUCAUAUAAGUAUUGACGGGCAACAAAAUUCUGUUAAUAAUAUUACAAAACAAUAUCUACCAAUUUUGCACAUUAAACUCAUCGUAACAGAUAACUAAAAAUUAAUACAUUUUAUAUACUAUUUGUAAUUUACCAUACUUGAGUAUUAUAAAUAUAGAGCUAUUUAUUAAAAUUUAGUAAAAAUAUCAAGAUAAUAUGAUGUUAAUUACUUAAUAUCUAAUGAAUUAAAGUAUUUUAUUACUUAGGGAAACUUAGAAAAAACUUAUUUUUCCAAAGUAGUAUACAGAUUUUAAUUAGCCUCAAGCUUAUAACACACCACUAAAAAAUGUAUGAUUGUAAAACGGCAUCAUUUUAUAAAAUUUGUUUUUUAUACAAAUUAAUAUUAAAAGUUUUAAUACUAAAAUGACAAUUACUGUCGAUUACUUGAAUAUUUAUAUAGCAAUGAAAAUAUUAGUCUAUUCUUGAAUUCCAAAUUUAAAAUAGUGUGUUGCGAACUUGUUCAAUAAAUAAGUAUUUAAUCAAUUGUUGAGUAAAUAUAUUAGAUAUUACAUGUAUCAAAAUAUGUUACAUCACAUACACAUAAGUAUAAUUGUAGCCAUUUGUUUAGAAACAACUAAAAAUACACAUUUUUUUUUAUAGAUAACAAAAAUAAAUUUAUGUGAGGUAAUAUAAUAAAAUAGUAAUUAAUUGGGGGCAUUAACAGUAGCUCAAUUUUUAAACAAAGUAAUUUUCUUUAAGCGAUGACAAUUUUUAAAUAUUUUAUUCAUUUAUUAUUUUUUUUUUACUUGGAUAU
Molecule: messenger RNA, 10024 nt
Organism: Daktulosphaira vitifoliae (grape phylloxera)
Lineage: Eukaryota; Metazoa; Arthropoda; Insecta; Hemiptera; Phylloxeridae
Product: fibrillin-2-like
Exons: 52
Coding region: 495-9329 (2944 amino acids)
Molecular function (GO): nucleic acid binding; calcium ion binding
Source: RefSeq, a predicted model, not a curated record